Messenger RNA from Musa acuminata subsp. malaccensis (wild Malaysian banana), 2212 nucleotides. Its product is annotated as probable receptor-like serine/threonine-protein kinase At5g57670. Gene Ontology annotation, biological process: protein phosphorylation. NCBI's taxonomy places the organism in Eukaryota, Viridiplantae, Streptophyta, Magnoliopsida, Zingiberales, Musaceae. The record is from RefSeq and is a predicted model, not a curated record. Gene Ontology annotation, molecular function: ATP binding; protein kinase activity.
UCAACAAACAGCUGUCUGCGCAACGCCCACCUCUCAUCAUGUAGGUUGACAAUUUUGUCGUUCUUGAGCCAUUCCAGUUGAGAUUAUCUUGACAACCAAUUCACUGCUCUGCCAACAGUUUCUCUAAGCAUCAUUCAUGGCAUUCUCAUGCACAACAUGAAUCAUUGAGGGAUUAAUGUGGCUUGGGACCCCAUCUGCACCUGUAUUUGGUCCUCCACCCCAAGUACUCACUCCUCCACCAAAUCUUGGCCCCUCGGGAACACUUCUAAAUAAUUCCACCCAAUGAUCAUCCCCUCCUCGGCACUUCACCCAUGGCUGCUUGGGUCAUCCACCAUGUGCCAUGGUUUCUCAGGCUCCACGGAUGAGAUGGUUCUGAUGACCGGCACGCUCAGUGGCUGACCGUUGCUUUGCUCAUCUCCUUCCAUGACCAUGUUAUUUGGGUGUCGAGCAUGAAAAAGUAGCUCUGGUUUCAUCUUCCACCAUUAAAGCCUUGUGUUGAGCGUGCUUUGUUGAGAACAGUGGCAGGGAUGACGCCACCAUUUCCUCUUAGAAAACUCCCACCUUCCCUCAUGCAGUUUCAUCAUAAUGUAUUGCCACCUUGUCUCCUUCGGAAAGCUAAGCAUCCUCCUCUGGUUGUGUGCAGUGAUGGUGGACUGCUUUAGGAGUUCCUAAAGCAUUUGCAUCUCCCUUUCUUCUUCCUCCUCUUCUUUGAUCAUCACCUGCAUUUCGAGUGCAAGUGAGCAGAAGACAGAGUCGUAAGCAUGCGUCUUAAACGCUUGCUGUCUCUUGGAAUUGGUCGGAGGAGCAGAGGACAAGCGAACGCAGAGGAGAAUGCCUCCCCUGUUCGUGAGAGCCAACCUAUCCAUCAUCUGUUCGACGCGGAGCCACCUUGCAAGCCAACUUGGAGAUGCUUCUCCUACGAGGAGAUACAUCGAGCAACUGGUGGCUUUCGCCAAGAGAACCUGGUCGGGAGAGGCGGGUACGCCGAGGUGUACAGGGGAGUGCUCGAGGACGGGCAGGCGAUCGCGGUGAAGAGGCUGACGAGGGCGUCGUCGGACGAGCAGAGGACCAAGGAUUUCCUGACGGAGCUGGGCGCGGUCGGCCACGUCCGGCACCCCAACGUCUCCGCCCUCCUCGGAUGCUGCGUCGACCGCGACCUCCAUCUGAUCUUUGAGUUCUCUUCACGCGGCUCCGUCUGCUCCAACCUCUACGGUAACGUGACAUCGGAUGAAAGCUCUCCCCCCAUGGCUUGGAAGCUGCGGCACGACAUCGCCGUGGGCACUGCGAGGGGGCUCCAUUACCUGCACAAGGGAUGCCAGAGAAGGAUCAUCCACAGAGACAUCAAGGCCUCCAACAUCCUCCUCACCGCCAACUUCGAGCCUCAGAUCUCCGACUUCGGGCUCGCAAGAUGGCUUCCAACGGAGUGGACACACCGCGCCGUGGCACGGGCACCGAUAGAAGGGACGUUCGGGUGCUUGGCGCCGGAAUACUUCAUGCACGGGAUCGUUCACGAGAAGACCGAUGUGUUUGCAUUUGGCGUCUUCCUCUUGGAGAUCAUAUCAGGAAGGAAACCAGUGGAUGGAUCUCACAACAGCUUGCUCAGCUGGGCAAAACCUUAUCUACGUGAUGGCACUGUGCAAGCUUUGGUGGAUGCAAGACUAGGAGAUGAAUACGACAUUGAUCAGCUGAGGAAGCUCACAUUUGCAGCCUCCCUCUGCAUCAGAACAACCCCAACACAGCGCCCUUCCAUGACUGAGGCAUUGGACAUACUAGAAGGCAGGAAGAUAUUGCAAGAUCAGUGGAAGAUGCCAGAGGGAGAGGAGGAAGAACAAGAGUUCUGGGGCUUUGAUGAUCUGGACGACGACGACGACGACGAAUGUGAUACUGCCUCAUCAUCUUCGUCAACAGGGAGAUCGCAAUCAUAGAUUUGCUUAAGCAAUCAAUGCCAUUGACCUAACACCAUUGUAGUGAGAGAAAGUAAUGAUCAUAACUACUCACUUAUGCUGUGAUGGUUAUGUUGUCGAUCUAUCAGGUGUAGCGGGUCAAGGCAUUUGGCACAAGUCAAUAGAUUGACUGCUGGUAAUUUAGGGAGUAAAUUAGAUCGUGAUGUAACAAGCCGACAAGCGACAGGAGAUAUUAAUGCAUGAGACUUCGACCGAUGCAAGUCUUACUCCCAAAAACUCAUAUAUAUGAGAGUUCAAUUGCCUGGCUA